CUCUGUCUCUCUCUCUUGCACUCUCUCAGCUGCUGCAGCGGCGGCGACGACGGCGGACACCUUGAAUUUUGUAUAUAGCGAGUGACGUUUGCACUUGGCGUAGCAUAGAGAGAGAGAGAGAGAGAGAGAGAGAGACACGCGAUGCACGAGAGCUGCUGCUGCUGCACACCUUAUAGGUCUGCAUGCAAUGAGUAUAUGUCAAAGCCCCUGUAACGCCCCAUACAGUUUACUGCACCUCGAAGGAUGUAAAGAGAGAAAGAGUGACUUUUCGCGUGCUAUUCACAUACGAUAACGUAUAGUCUAUGGUUGUAAACACGACAGGGACCGUCCGGUUUUAAAGGAGCGAUUCUAGAUUCGUUAUAAGUGUUCGAAGUCGCACAGACGUCGUCUGCAAAACAUCGUCUGCUACUCGUCUGCUGUAUUAAAUGCCAUAGAUACUGCACUCGCGUCGCGUGUGCAUGUAUACAAAACAACAUCGAUACGGUGCGCUGGAGUCGAACUACACAAGUACUGUGCUUUGACUGUGCGCCGCAGACGAGGGUUAUGUUGUUUUGACAGAACUCGCACUCCUCUGCAGGCGAUCGUUGUCAGUUCGCUCGAAUGAAAAUUUAACAUCGAAAUCAACUUAUUCUCUCGAAUGACAUCGCCAUGACUUCGAAUUACUACUUCGUUAUUGUCGGCCAUCAGGACAAUCCCCUGUUUGAAACGGAAUUCACCAACUUGAACAAAGAUGCCAAGAAAGAGGAUCACUCUCACUUGAGCCAGUUCAUCGCUCAUGCUGCACUUGAUUUGGUAGACGAAAACAUAUGGAAAACGACCAAUAUGCAUCUCAAGAUUGUUGACAAAUUCAAUCAAUGGUUCGUUAGCGCCUUUGUUACUGCUACGCAGAUAAGAUUCAUAAUGGUACAUGAUACCAAAAAUGAUGAUGGAAUUAAAAAUUUCUUCAACGAAAUGUAUGAGACUUAUAUUAAGUAUUCAAUGAAUCCAUUCUACAAACUUAAUACACCCAUAAAGUCUGUUGGAUUUGAGAAAAAGGCUCAAUUGUAUGGAAGAAAAUAUCUUACAUCGUAAAACUUCAACUCUUUUUUAAAAACUGUCUCUGAAUCAAGACUGUAUUGCAAUAGAGUACUGUAAAAUAUUGUACCAUUCAAAAAAUUUAAUAUUGUUAUUACAUUAU
Molecule: messenger RNA, 1177 nt
Organism: Trichogramma pretiosum
Lineage: Eukaryota; Metazoa; Arthropoda; Insecta; Hymenoptera; Trichogrammatidae
Gene: Trs20
Product: probable trafficking protein particle complex subunit 2
Exons: 4
Coding region: 649-1071 (140 amino acids)
Biological process (GO): endoplasmic reticulum to Golgi vesicle-mediated transport
Cellular component (GO): cytoplasm; nucleus; TRAPP complex
Source: RefSeq, a predicted model, not a curated record